This is a messenger RNA of Meriones unguiculatus (Mongolian gerbil), 1486 nucleotides long. RefSeq names its product pre-mRNA processing factor 38A (gene Prpf38a). The coding region runs from base 170 to 1108 and encodes 312 amino acids. Lineage: Eukaryota; Metazoa; Chordata; Mammalia; Rodentia; Muridae. Gene Ontology annotation, cellular component: precatalytic spliceosome. The transcript has 10 exons. The record is from RefSeq and is a predicted model, not a curated record.
UGCGUAGAUCCGGGCAAGGGGGCUUCCGCGUCGCGGCUUCCGCCUACCCCGCGGGUCGCUCUUCGCUCUUCUCCCAGCUCCCGUCGCCUUUUUUUUUUUUUUUUUUUUUUUUAACUUGGCUGUGACGUAUUGAGAAAGCCGACGGAAGUACAACUGAAGGCGUUCUGAAAUGGCGAACCGGACGGUGAAGGAUGCUCACAGCAUCCACGGCACCAACCCUCAGUAUCUAGUGGAGAAGAUCAUCCGGACGCGAAUCUACGAGUCCAAGUACUGGAAGGAAGAAUGUUUCGGACUCACCGCUGAACUUGUAGUUGACAAAGCCAUGGAAUUGAGGUUCGUGGGCGGUGUGUAUGGAGGAAACAUCAAGCCAACUCCUUUUCUGUGUUUAACUUUGAAGAUGCUUCAAAUUCAGCCUGAGAAGGAUAUCAUUGUUGAGUUCAUAAAAAAUGAAGAUUUCAAGUAUGUCCGGAUGUUGGGGGCACUUUACAUGAGGCUGACAGGAACUGCAAUUGAUUGCUACAAGUACUUGGAGCCUUUGUACAAUGAUUACCGGAAAAUCAAGAGCCAGAACAGAAAUGGAGAGUUUGAACUGAUGCAUGUGGAUGAGUUCAUUGAUGACCUACUGCACAGUGAGAGAGUCUGUGAUAUCAUUUUGCCACGGCUGCAGAAACGUUAUGUGCUAGAGGAAGCCGAGCAACUGGAGCCUCGAGUUAGUGCUCUGGAAGAGGACAUGGAUGACGUGGAGUCUAGUGAAGAGGAGGAAGAGGAGGAUGAGAAGCUGGAGCGAGUGCCCUCACCUGACCACCGACGGAGAAGCUACCGAGAUUUGGACAAGCCACGGCGAUCACCUGCCCUGCGGUAUAGGAGAAGCCGGAGUCGCUCUCCCAGAAGGCGGAGUAGAUCCCCUAAAAGAAGAAGCCCUUCUCCCCGCCGAGAAAGGCACAGGAGCAAGAGUCCACGGCGCCAUCGAAGCAGGUCCAGAGACAGACGACACAGAUCGCGCUCUAAGUCCCCAGGUCACCACCGUAGCCACAGACAUAGGAGCCACUCAAAGUCUCCGGAAAGGUCUAAGAAAAGUCACAAGAAGAGCCGGAGAGGAAACGAGUAAUGGAUUCAUUUUGACUUUAGUCCAAAUGGCGUCCUGUGAAUAUGAGAGCAUCUGUUUAAGUGGAAUGCUCAAGAUCUCCUCUCAGGCAGCUGUGAAUAUUUUGGAUUUUUCAAAAUCAAGUUCUUGUUUGGUUGUCCUUUGUUUUUAUUUUCAUAUUACAGAGGUGCUAAGUUUUGUAUCUCUUUGAAUUAUUAUCAACAUCUUUAAAGGGUGUUUUGACCAAAUGAAGGUCAGGUUUUGACCUAACAACUAUGGCUAUUCAAACUUAAUAAGGGUCGAGAGGACCUGGGAGUUGGUGAGAUUCUUGAAAAGAUGUAGCCACUUGGUGAUCCUUUUCUUGUUUGUAAUUAAACCAGACACAGUUGUCAUUUUCCUCUA